GACUCGCCUCUGGGGUGGAUCUCCGGUGGGGUCUCCGGCCUCCAGAAUAGAGGGCGGGUCCGGCCCGGGAGAUUCAUUGACUCCAUCCACCCCCGGCCUCUUCACCCCGGUUGUGAGGACCGGGGAACCCCCAGGCCGGCGGGGACUGAGCUCUUUGGUUCGAGUCCGCAUCUUCACUUUGUGUCAAACCUUGCGGGGGCCGGAAAAGAAGGGAUUCGGGUGGAGACACUCGGCCCCGGCCCCUUGACCGGCUGGGGGGACCCCGGAACCCCAUCGAGGAGGCAGGUCACUUCCUGCUUCCUGGUCCCCGCGGUGUCUUCGUGGCCAGGAGUUGCAGGGACACCUCCUCUUUCACCUUUUCCCGAAGGGUGGAAACUGAGGCAUCAGAUGGGGAUGGAAGAGGGAGGAUUGCUGUUCGUGAUAAAACCCAACUCGUUUGGGUUUGGAGAAAGAGGACUGGGGAGGUUAGCUGGAGUUGUCCCCUGGUUGGCAACCCAGCCCAUCUGACUAAAGCCGAACCUUGGUGGGGAGCCCUGCCCCUCCGUAACCCGAGAGAUCUUAGGCUGUGGUUCCGAAUAGUCGUGGUGAAGGGAGCUGAGACCCCGGGACGGAGAAGUGGAGUUGAGAUGUACGGUACUCACAUAAAGUUUCGUUUACUUUGUAUAACACUUAAAAGUAAUUGCCAAACUUUUUUUUUUUUAAGAUUGUUUCAGAAGUUUUCUAACUGUAUAUUCUUGGGAUGAGGUGUUCGCCUAUUUUGAAGAGAAGCGCUUUGUUAUAUAGGUGCAAGGAAGAAAACUGAAGUCAAGAACCAUGGGAGAUGCAGCAAAACCUUAUUUUGUGAAGCGUAAAGACCGAGGGACUGUUGAUGAUGAGGAUUUCAGAAGAGGUCACCCCCAACAAGAUUAUCUAAUAAUGGAUGAUUGUGCUAAAGGCUAUGGCAAUAAAAUGGAAAAAGGCCUUCCAAAAAAAAAAAUACCAGGGAACUAUGGGAAUACCCCCAGGAAAGGACCAUAUGCUGUUUCCAACAAUCCAUAUGCAUUUAAAAACCCAAUUUACAGUCAACCCGUUUGGAUAAAUGACAGCCACAAAGAUCAGAAUAAGAGAUGGCUAUCUGAUGAACUUGCUGGUAAUUCAGACAGUUGGAGAGAAUUCAAACCUGGACCUAGAUUUCCUGUUACAAACCGACCAAGAAAAGACUCCUUUCAAGACAGUGAAGAUGGAUAUAGGUGGCAAGAUGGUCGAGGCUGCAGAACUGUAAGAAGACUGUUCAAUAAAGACCUGACAAGCCUAGAAACCACAUCAGAGAUGGAAGCAGGAAGCCCUGAAAACAAGAAGCAGAGGUCCAGACCUAGGAAGCCACGUAGAAUUAGAAAUGAAAAUGAACAGGAUGGAGAUUUGGAGGGUCCUGUGAUCGAUGAAUCUGUGCUCUCAACCAAGGAGCUGCUGGGCUUACAGCAGGCCGAGGAGCGAUUGAAACGAGACUGCAUUGACAGGCUAAAAAGGCGACCAAGAAAUUAUCCCACAGCAAAGUACACCUGCAAACUUUGUGAUGUUUUAAUUGAAUCCAUUGCAUUUGCUCAUAAGCAUAUCAAAGAGAAGAGACACAAAAAAAACAUUAAGGAGAAGCAGGAGGAAGAAUUGCUUACUACGUUACCCCCGCCUACACCCUCCCAGAUAUAUGCAAUUGGUAUUGCCAUUGACAGAGUGGUACAGGAGUUUGGCUUACUCAAUGAGGACUUGGAACAGAGACUAGAAAUUAAACAGAUCAUGGAAAAUGUGUUCCAACACAAGUUACCAGCUUGUUCUCUGAGAUUAUAUGGGUCAUCCUGUAGCCGACUGGGCUUCAAAAAUUCAGAUGUAAACAUUGACAUUCAAUUUCCAGCCAUUAUGUCUCAGCCAGAUGUUCUCUUACUUGUUCAAGAAUGUUUAAAGAACAGUGAGUCUUUUAUUGAUGUUGAUGCAGAUUUCCACGCUAGGGUGCCGGUGGUGGUGUGUAGAGAAAAGCAAAGUGGUCUUCUUUGUAAAGUGAGCGCAGGAAAUGAAAAUGCUUGUCUGACAACAGGUCAUUUAACUGCCCUGGGCAAACUCGAAUCAAAGCUAGUUCCUUUGGUGAUUGCAUUUAGGUACUGGGCAAAGCUGUGCAGUAUAGAUCGCCCUGAAGAAGGAGGUUUGCCGCCUUAUGUGUUUGCCCUGAUGGCCAUUUUCUUUCUUCAACAGAGAAAAGAACCCCUUUUGCCUGUUUAUCUAGGAUCAUGGAUUGAAGGAUUCUCAUUAAACAAACUAGGGAACUUCAACCUCAAAGACAUUCAGAAAGACGCUGUGGUCUGGGAGUAUACUGAGAGUGCCGCAGUGGGUGCAAACACGGCAGAGGGAGAGACACCAAAAAAAAUGCCCAUUAGAAGGGGACAGGUAUCAUUAACAUUUGACUUAAAACACCAGCCUGAAGUACCAGUUGGGCAGCUCUGGGUGGAAUUGCUUCGAUUCUAUGCUUUAGAAUUUAAUUUGGCUGAUUUAGUGAUAAGUAUCCGUGUCAAAGAAUUGGUAUCACGUGAAUCAAAGGAUUGGCCCAAGAAGCGCAUUGCCAUUGAAGAUCCCUACUCUGUUAAAAGAAACGUGGCAAGGACUCUAAAUAAUCAACCCGUGUUUGAAUAUAUACUUCACUGUUUAAGGACAACAUAUAAAUACUUUGCUGUUCCACACAAGAUUACAAAAUCCAGCCUUCCAAAGCCUCCAAGUACUGCUACGUGUAUGUCCGAACAUUCUAAAGAAGUAGCAAAGCAUGACCUAGAAGUACGAGUGAAAGAUGAUAAACUCAAAAACUCAGUUUUGGCUCAAAGGCCCAGUGCUGCCAACUCAACUGCAAACACCUGCAGGGUCCAACCACCCUCUCUCAAAGAGACUGCAGAAAGCCUUGGAAGCCCACCAGUGGAAGAAACGGGAAAUGCCCACAUCAGUGUCCACCUGAAAAAUUCAGACAAUAUCAAGACAGGGGUCCAUUGUGUUGAUUAUGAGGACAUUAAAGUACACCAUCAAGAAACAGGAAGCAAAAAUGGGAAAGAAAAAAUAGGAAGGGAGUGCAGGCAUCCUUUGGCUGCUCGUGAUCAAGGUCUAAGCAGUAGCAAACAUGGGGAGCUUGUCAUCUGUGACAGCACACGAAAUAACAAGACAGACAGCACUUUGGAUUUAGAAGGCUUCCAAAAUCCUACAGCUAAAGAGUGUGAUGGAUUUGCUACUUCAGAUGACAAGGCCGAUGUUGAUGUAGAAAGCAUAGAAGGUGCUGAUGAAUUCAAAGAUGCUCUAAGCCUCUCUGCCCCUUCAAGACAGGGCCACACAUCAGGAAUUCUUCACUCUGAUGAAGAGGAGGAGGAGGAGGAGGAAGAGGAAGAGGAGGAGGAAGAACCCAGAUUCACCAUUAUCCAGAGGGAAGAUGAAGAUGGCAUCAGUAAUGAGGAUGAGUUAGAUAACAUCUGCACCGGGUCAGGGGACGAAGAUGCCCUGUCUGAAGAGGAGGAAGAAUUAGGCGUGUCUGCUAUAUAUGAAGACUUGAAAGAAAGUGAAAAACAUGUGGAUGCAGCUCUACUAAUGGAACUUAAUAAAAUCAGUCUUAAAGAAGAAAAUGUAUGUGAGGAAACCUCAGCUGUGGAUCAGUCUGUUUUUUUCUAUGAAUUUAGUAAACUCACCUUCACCAAAGGCAAGUCUCCUAUGGUAGUGUGCAGUUUAUGCAAACGAGAGGGGCAUCUAAAGAAGGACUGCCCCGAAGACUUCAAAAGAAUCCAGCUGGAACCUUUGCCGCCACUGACACCCAAGUUUUCAGAUAUCUUAGAUCAAGUUUGUAUCCAGUGUUACAAGGAUUUUUCACCAACUGUUUUAGAAGAUCAGGCACGUGAACAUAUUCGGCAAAACCUGGAAAGUUUUAUAAGACAGGAGUUUCCAGGAACUAAACUGAGCUUGUUUGGCUCCUCCAAAAAUGGAUUUGGGUUCAAACAGAGUGACCUUGACAUCUGUAUGACAAUAAAUGGACUUGAAACUGCUGAGGGGUUGGACUGUGUCAGAACCAUUGAAGAACUGGCUAGAGUCCUCAAAAAACAUUCAGGUCUGAGAAACAUCUUACCUAUAACAACAGCAAAGGUGCCAAUUGUCAAGUUCUUCCACUUGAGAAGUGGUCUGGAAGUGGACAUCAGUUUGUAUAACACAUUGGCUCUUCAUAACACAAGACUCUUAUCUGCUUAUUCAGCCAUUGAUCCCAGAGUGAAAUACUUGUGCUACACCAUGAAAGUAUUUACAAAGAUGUGUGAUAUUGGCGAUGCAUCCAGAGGCAGUUUAUCAUCAUAUGCAUACACGCUCAUGGUGCUCUAUUUCCUCCAGCAAAGGAACCCGCCAGUCAUUCCUGUCCUUCAAGAGAUAUACAAAGGUGAAAAGAAACCUGAAAUAUUUGUUGAUGGCUGGAAUAUUUAUUUUUUUGAUCAAAUAGAUGAACUGCCCACCUAUUGGCCAGAAUAUGGAAAAAAUACAGAAUCUGUUGGGCAGCUAUGGCUGGGAUUGCUUCGUUUCUACACAGAGGAAUUUGAUUUCAAAGAGCAUGUUAUUAGCAUCAGAAGAAAAAGUCUGCUUACAACUUUUAAGAAGCAGUGGACCUCCAAAUACAUUGUUAUUGAAGAUCCCUUUGAUUUGAAUCACAAUCUUGGAGCUGGAUUAUCAAGGAAAAUGACAAAUUUUAUAAUGAAGGCUUUUAUUAAUGGAAGAAGAGUAUUUGGUAUUCCAGUCAAAGGAUUUCCAAAGGACUACCCAUCAAAAAUGGAAUACUUUUUUGAUCCGGACGUACUAACUGAAGGAGAGCUAGCCCCGAAUGAUAGAUGUUGCCGAAUUUGUGGGAAAAUUGGACACUUCAUGAAGGACUGUCCUAUGAGGAGAAAAGUGAGACGACGGCGAGAUCAGGAAGAUAACCUGAACCAAAGAUAUCCUGAGAACAAAGAGAAAAGAAACAGAGAGGACAAAGAAAUUCAAAACAAGUCCACAGAAAGGGAUGUACCAACAAAAGAAGAGAAACCCAUGCAAUGCACACCUCAGAAAGCCAAGCCAGUGAGGGCAGCUGUUGACCUGGGGAGAGAGAAGAUUCUCAGACCACCAGUGGAAAAAUGGAAGAGACAGGAUGACAAAGACUUGAGAGAAAAGCGUUGUUUUAUUUGUGGAAGAGAAGGGCACAUCAAAAAGGAAUGCCCACAGUUUAAAGGCUUUCCAGGUAUGUCUAAAUCAGAUUGUGUGUUUGGCGCCCCUUCUCCACCUAGCCCUUUGAGACCGGCUGGCACAUUUGUUCAGGCAGUGCUUUUACAUGAAGACAAAAAGAAACAAAAAACAACUGUAUUUUUGAGUCCCCAGUCAGAUUGGAGAGAUACCCAUGUGAGUUACAGAGUAUGAAAAGACUAAGUCGUCUCUGCCUUUGGGUGUCAGCUAUUGAGGUGUCACUUUCAGACCUUCAGCAGCCUCCUAAAUCCCACAGUAGGGGGGCUCUUCCCUGCCUGCAUCAGCCCAAUCUGACAUAACUAGGACAUGCUGCUCUUUCCCUGGGAGAGCUAAGAAGGCUACAGGCAAAGAAUAUCGGGUGUCUCUACUUUGAAUGUUAUUAACAAGAGAAAAAUAAACACAAUUUUCAACUUAUUUAACUACUUCCAAUUCUGUUGGCAACAAAAUGAAUUAUCUCAAGUAUAUGAAACAUUCUAAAUAGAAAUUGGCAUUUUUUCUUUUGAUAUGUGAAUUUUAUGGUUGGUUAUUUUUUUAAAUGGUAGGGGGAAACAUUUGCAGUGGCAUCAAAUCUCUUUACAAUCAAAAGGCAUGGGGAUUGAGGUUGCUAUGCAGAGUGAGGUUGGAUGAUUCAAAGAGAAAGAAACAGAAGUCUUUAGUUACUACACUUACCAAAGAAGAAUGGUGUACAUAAGGGUACAGACGCAGGAGGUGCUCUGAGAAAACAGGACAGCUGUUUCCUGGGAAGAUUUGUAAUUGUUCUCAGUGGAAUGCAUGGACUUAAAAAUAAGCAAGUUUUCUGGGAAAAACCCCAGAAUCAAAUAGAAGGGAAAUGAGAAUGGGACCUGUGGUGAGACAAUUUUGAUAACAGUGAGAGCAACCUGGACAGGUGGAUAAGGAGAUUGACAGUCCGCCUCUGGAAGCCACGUCAGCAGAUGAAAGUAAAUGGGAAAUGGGCUCCACUUUCCCAAAUAUGGUUUAUAGGAUGGUUUCCCAUAGAUCCUCUGAGAGUUUGAGGAUCACAUAGUUAAUACAUGUAAAUAAGCCAAAGAGUACUGUUUUCUGAGCUUCAGCCUGGAACAGAUAUUCCCAGAACAUUUCACAUAGGAAGUGCACUGACCCUUGUGUAGUUGAGAUGUUUGCUUUGCCAAGGAUGAGGUAGUUAAGAACAUCAGCUCUGCAGUUAGAUUACACAGUAUGAUUUUUAGCUUUGUGAUCUUGAAAAACCUACUCAGCCUCCACUUGCCUCAGUUUCCUCAUCUGUUACAAGGGGAUAAUAAUAAUAAUAAACAUGAGAUGUCGAGAAAUCCAUGUGAAAGCACUUAGACCAGCACAGGCACAUAACAAGAGCAAAGCAGAGGUUUAGGGGGUUGGUGAUUGCAUAGAUAUUCCUGCAGAACAUCCAUCAGCAUUGCUCCAGCUAAAGGGUUUACAUAUCUUGAAAGUAGAAUUUAGUAUGAUUUUAUAAGUUUCUUUUUUUAAGUUGGGAGGAAUACAGAUGAAUAUACCUAUGUUUAGGUGUUAGAAAUGGCAUUACCGAUUAACAGUAAGUUAGGAUCUCUGUACUUAUCUUCUGAGUAAAAGACUUAACAUAUUUAUAAAUCUUUGAGCAACUAUAAAACUUAAAACCUAAAUUUACUACAGAAAAAAUUACUACAAUAAAUAUGUCUUCUUUAUACCAGAAGAAAAGAAAAUAUCUGAGUUGCUAAAAUCUUAAUUAACUCUUCAAGUAAGUAUAUGACAACUGUUAAGGCUGUCAAAUAUAAUUAUCCAUUAUAAAUUUCCAAAUUGUCUACAUAAUUAUAAAUGUGAAAUAUGUCUCAGCUGUAAGUAGUAUUAAAUUUCCCUGGGGCUCUUCUUUCCCAUAAUAUUCAAUAUGCCUGUGACACACAGGUAGGGUCCUGACCAGAGCCCAUUGGUACAGACAACUCCUGCUUUCGCACGUUAGCUAUACUAACUAACCUUAGGCAAGAGACAGGCUUCUCUGAGCUCCAGGUGUCUCAUCUGGAAAAGUGGCGAUAACACUGUUAGUCUCAUCAGGAACUGAGAAGAUUAAAGCACCCAGCCUAUAGUCAUCACUCAGCCAAGUUCUCUUACCUUUCCUGAUAACUCUCCUCCACUCCUUCCCACUAGGAUGCACAUAUUAAGUCUUAACUCCCAAACAGGGUAGUGGUGAAUAGAACAUUCCAUGAAUUUCCUUGUUCUUCAUUGUUACUUCCCUUCCCCACAUAACACAUGGCUAACACAAUGCUUUAGAUGUUCAGUAAGUUUCAUUGAUUAGAGAUUUACUCAUUUUGAAGGAAUUAAGUGGGAAAAUGGUCAAGAACAUGAGUUUUGAAGUCAGACAAAUUUGAGUCUGAAGUGCAGCUGAACCACUUGCUUGCUGUGUCAUUUCUGUCAAGUUAUCAAACCUCUUUGUACCUCCGUUUCCUUAUCAAUAAAUGGGGCUGACACCUCACAGAGCAUUUGUAAGAAUUAAUUUAAUAAACACAAAGUCAUUAACACAGCAUCUGGCACAUGUUACUACUCAGUAGAUUAUCGCUAAUAUGUUGAUAGAACAUCUCCAACUUUGCUGUAUUUUAUCUCUUCUAAUGUAUAGGACAAAUAUAUGAUGGAAAUUUUUAGAAAACAGUGUGUGGAGAUUGCAGAACUAUAGUCAAACUGAUUUUUUAUGCAUAAGUUAAUUACUCUGGUUUACAUAUAACAACUUUCUCAGUAUGAGAAUCUCAAGAAACUAAUGUUCUAUUCCAUCAUCUCCCCCCUUUUUUGCAAAGAAAAUUACACUUGAAAAAAAAACUACCUCUCUCUUCAUUUAUUCUGUUUUAAUCUCAUGAUUUGAAAUUGUAAAAUUGGAGGUAUUAUAAGAGACCAGUGGGUAUCUUUCUCUUCCUCAUUAUGAUGUAUACUAUUAGAACUUUUUUCCUUGAUGAUAAUUUGAAAGACACCUUAUUUUUAUAAAAAGGGUCUUCAUGAUAGUAAAAGUUUUUAAAAUAAUAGAAGUACUUCUUUAAACAGUAUGGAGAAAUCUUAUUAUCAGUGAAUAUAGAUCAUUUCUUAUACCCUUCUUAAUGAUUCCAGUAUAUGAAUAAACUAUUACUCAGUUAUUUAAUUGGCUAGCUAUUUUUAAAUGUUUGGUAUAUCAAUGUCUUCAAAACUUUUUUGCCUUUCACACUCUUCCCCAAAAUGUUGAAAGCCCAUAUAUAUCUCCUAUAAUAUUCAAGAUGACAUCUAAGUUUUUAUCAUAGUUCCAAAGCAUGUAAUUUCUUUGUAAAUUUUUUUUGGUAAAUAUAGAUGUUUCAAAAUGAAAACUUUAAAUCACCCUUAUAUUGUAUCAAGUGAAAUAAAUAUAAUUGCCUUUUCAUACCUACCAUCAUCCAUUUACAGCUCUUCUUUAGCAGGGAGAGAUUUUACAUCAUUUCCCUUUCUCCUUGGAUUCCUUUGUUUUACUUUCACAAAACUUUUUCUUAAGAUACAUUUUUAUCAUAUACAUUUCAAGCAUUUUAUCAGCCUAUCAAGCUUAUGUGCAACAAAAAUAUACAAAUAGGAUUUUUAAAUUUUUUAUUGUCUCAGUGAAAAUUUUUCUUCUAAAUUCAGUUUUUACAAUUAUUAGAAUAUAUAAUUGAUAAAUAUCACAAAUUUUGAUUAAAAAUUACUUUUAUGUUUACUUAUGAAAAAUAACUGCCACUUAAUGAGAUUGAUGGAAUUUUUCACCAUGCAUCAUUUAUCUUUGCAUCAGUAUGACUUAUCGCAGAAGUAAAAGUGUUCCUUACUGUUCCUAUUAAUCUUUUUUGUUUUUAUAGUUGGUAAACAUUGACAAACCUCAGUAGUCUUUAUGAUAGCAAAUUAAAAAUAAUGGAAAUAAUUCCAAGAGUUUGGGAAUGGAAAAUGUAUUGCAACAGUGCCACUGAGUUAUUUUCAUUCCUUUUUAAUGAAAUGACCAAAAAUCACAUAAUUAUGUAUGAGCAGGAAUUAUUUAUGAUGAUCAUCAUCUACCAGUGUAAUUUAACAAAAGCUAAAAAUUUGGGUGUUUAUUAGGGGCAUUCAUGUUUACCACAGAUAUCAGCAUUGUUUGCCUCCUGCCUCCCCAGGUGUUUUCACCCCAGGGCUACCACAUUAGGGUUUGAAUGAUUAGGACAUAUGCCCCUCUUUUAUAAAGUAGGGAAAGAAGAGUUGUGAAAGGCACUUGGGAAGGAAAAGUGGUGUAAUUCCUGGAACCAGCCCACAGCCUUAACCACAGUGGAGAAGGAGAUAGAAGUGGAGAUGCUACAGUUGACUCUUAAACUCACUGCCCACUUGUCCUGUUAAGUUGGUCAGGAAUACAGUUAUCCAAGUUUGAAGACCACUGUUAUAUAUAUCACACAUUAUGAUGAAUAUUUGCAUCCGUACCUAGUAAUUUCCUCAGGAUAAAUUCCUAGUUGGAAGAAUGAUGGAUUCAAAGGUAUGCACAUUUUGACAUUGAUGGCAGUGAUGUUAAAAUGUGAUUGUUGACAACCCCAAAGUCAUAUUUUCAAUCUGUUUCCCUUUCUCUCAUUUAACUGGGAUAGUCUGUUUUGCUAAUCUGCUUAAAUUUCUAUUAUUGUCAUUGAAUACUAAUAUUUUUCACAUUUUCCUUUGUAUUUCUUCAUGUUCAUGUUUUUGUGUUUUUGUAUUAGUGUAUUCAUCUUUUGUUUUUAGCUCUUCCUACAUAGAAAUACAUUAGUGCUUUGUAACAUGCUACAACAUCCUUCACCAUCACCAGUGCAGUUUAUUAUUCUUUCAGGCUCAUUUAUGGUUUGUUUUGCUAACAGACAUUUGGUUGCUUGUUUGUUUUAGUAGUCUGAUUUGGCUGACUUUUGGGUAGUUUCAAGUCAUACUUACACAAUUUUAGGAAUUCAGUGUUCUUUCCACCCCCACGUUCAUUCAUAUUUUAUUUCUAGUAUUUUUGUUUUUUAUGUGGAAAUUUUGUAUACGAAAUUUCUUCAGGUAAGAUGAGAUAUAUUUUUUAUAUAGGGGAUUACAUUUAAGUGAUAAAGUAAUAAAACUAUUAGUACUAUUCUGAGAAAAGAAUGGUCUCUUAACAUUUUGGGAAAAAUAUAGAAUGGUACAAAUAUAAUAACCCAUGUACUAGAGAAUUGGCACUUUUUUUUCACAUUUUCUUUUCAAUC
This is a messenger RNA of Manis javanica (Malayan pangolin), 10385 nucleotides long. The record is from RefSeq and is a predicted model, not a curated record. Lineage: Eukaryota; Metazoa; Chordata; Mammalia; Pholidota; Manidae.